Xiphophorus maculatus (southern platyfish) is the source of this 2407-nucleotide messenger RNA. It is a transcript of the gene orai1b, whose product is annotated as ORAI calcium release-activated calcium modulator 1. NCBI's taxonomy places the organism in Eukaryota, Metazoa, Chordata, Actinopteri, Cyprinodontiformes, Poeciliidae. The record is from RefSeq and is a predicted model, not a curated record. Gene Ontology annotation, cellular component: membrane. The transcript is spliced from 2 exons. Gene Ontology annotation, biological process: store-operated calcium entry. Gene Ontology annotation, molecular function: store-operated calcium channel activity. The coding region runs from base 1080 to 1751 and encodes 223 amino acids.
AGCCUUUAUAUGAUGUUUGUUGCUAAACUCUUUCCUAAACAAAUGCAGUUCAAAGUGAUGUGUUUGCAAUGACCAAACAGACUUGAUGUACCAAGUCAUUUUUGUGAACAUUAGGAGCUGACUCCUGUCUGAGAGUUGCUUUAUUUUUUUAUUAAUGUGUUUACUUCAUAUGCACAACAGAAUGUUGACGGAAGCUACAGACUCCUUCUGAUUAUCCUGACAUACUGAAAUUAAGUCCCAGAAGAAACUCAUAUUAUACAAUUUUGCCAUGUGUUGCUGUUUGUUGAGUUUAAUGUUUAGAUGUUUUUAUCUAGCAAUAAACUUUUCACAUUUCUCCAACAUCCAGCAUAUUGCGAAAGUCUAAACUUUUAGUUUGAUACUUUGGACUGGAUUUUCAUUCUACAAAUGCAUGUCUGCACAUGUCCACAAAUACAACAUAAGUUCAACUUGUGAAUUUUAUUCAAGCUCUUGAAUGACUUUUACGUCACAAUUUCCUUAAGGUAGUUGUCCGAAUUACCACACUAUUUCCUUCCACUGAACUUUACAUUAAGAAUGCAGUAUUCUGCAAACAACUAGUUUGUUUAGCAAUGAGAUUUUGUAGCUCACCCUUAGCGUCAAUGUGGAGACUGGUAUUAUGAAAAUAUGGCAAUUUUCUGAGAAACUAACCCUGGGGUAUCAUUUACUUUGAGUCAAAAUCAUUGAAAUCACUUAAAUAAUUUUUUUCCCCUACCAUAUUCUAAUUUACUGAGGUUUUUUUAAGUUCAGAGUUGUUAAUCAACUGAUUUUAAUUAAUUGAGCCAAAAGAUUCGGAUCUCGGAAAAGAUUCGAAAUUCCCGUCACUAUUUACUUGCGGAUGUUGCCCUCGUCGCGCGUAGACUUGUGGGUAAUUUAAGGUGCAAAGCAGAUCAGCACGCUGAAGAAAGACUGUAGGUGGAAAAAAAUAGCUUCCGCAGUUACAGUCAGCCGACGAGCUUAAAUGCUUCCUGAGGGGACGUAGUUGUGCACUCCUUUUAGUUUUGUGGCGCAAGGUUUCCCACACAGUUGCGCCGCUCGCCCGGUGUUGUGAUAAUUAGGGCAACAUGAGUCUGAACGAGCAUUCACUGCAAGCCCUGUCUUGGAGGAAGCUGUACCUCAGUCGAGCCAAACUGAAAGCUUCAAGUCGGACAUCAGCUUUGCUCUCCGGAUUUGCCAUGGUCGCGAUGGUGGAGGUGCAGCUCGACAACAAAUAUCCAUACCCACCUGCUCUCCUCAUCGCCUUCAGUGCCUGCACCACCGUGCUUGUUGCUGUUCACCUGUUUGCUCUGAUGGUCAGCACCUGCAUUCUGCCUAACAUAGAGGCGGUCAGCAACGUCCACAACCUCAACUCUGUGAAGGAGUCUCCACAUGAGCGGAUGCACAGACACAUUGAGCUGGCGUGGGCUUUUUCAACUGUGAUUGGGACUUUGCUCUUCCUCGCCGAGGUGGUUCUGCUCUGCUGGGUCAAAUUUCUGCCCAUUAAGCCCGACCAAUCCAACAACAGCACCGUCUCCUCUGGUGUGGCUGCUGCUAUUACCUCAACCUCUAUCAUGGUCCCGUUUGGUUUAAUCUUCAUAGUCUUUGCAGUGCAUUUUUAUCGCUCGCUGGUCAGCCACAAGACUGACAGACAGUUUCAGGAGCUGGAGGAGCUGUCUAACCUCACCAGGCUUCAGAACGAGCUCGACAACAGAGGGGAAUCUUCAAUCUUACAAUCGCCAAGCUCCCAGUUCCCAUAGACAAAUCCCCCGAUCUGUAUUGGAACUUCCUGAGAGGGCAGAAAUUUAGGAUUUACAUUUUUACAAGAAAAAUCUAUCACCAUUUGAAAGUUUUCCCUUUUUUACCCUAAUUUUUUUUUUAAACACACUUUAUCUUACUGUGAUCUCAUGCGCCAUAAUGCAUGUAGCUGGAAAUCACAAAGUUUUUAAUGUGAUUGUAGCCUAAUAUUACCACUGGUUAUCAGAGAUCCACCCAUCAUUUGUUUCCUGGUUAAAACCUUUAUCUGAUUUUUAAAAUAUAUAUAUAUACUUUGAAGUUUGACCUGCUGAGGAAUUACACAUUGUACGUGUUAUUGGUUUAUGUGUCUCUAGACCAAAAGUGGUGUGCUUGAUAACAGCUCUACUCAUUACGUCAGACAUAUCAUGCCUGGACUUAUUUCUGUUGCCUGCUGCAUUUAUUUAUCAUUUAGUCAAAAGCACAUAAUGUUUAUCAGUUAUUGCACAUCUGUGAUUGUGAAACAUAGCCUUUGAACUUUUAGUGUAUUUAAAGAAAUCUACUGUCCUGGCUGUUUUGAGCAGUUUGCUGUAUGUGUUGACUACUAAGCUGCCAACCUUACAGUAUUAAUAGAGUGCUGACACGUGUUGUGUUUUAAUAAACACUUUUUAACUAAAUGGGA